Prorocentrum cordatum is the source of this 946-nucleotide messenger RNA. Lineage: Eukaryota; Dinophyceae; Prorocentrales; Prorocentraceae. The record is from the annotation of a GenBank genome assembly.
AUGGUUGAGGAAGAUGACGAUCCUACACGGUUUCGUGAGGAACCUGCGCAGCCUACGCAGAAGAAGAAGCGCGGAGAGAUGCUACGCGGGUUUGUGAGGAAGUUCUUCCAGGACAGUGGUUUCGGAUGGAUCACACCAUCGGAUUACAGCGGUGACGUGUUCGUGCACCGGAAGGUUCUAAACACUCGCGGAACUUGCACAGCCUACCUGGAGGAGGGCGACGAAGUCACUUUCGAGAAGGAAUUUGACGAGACCAAGGGGAAGUGGGAGGCGGCCUGGUGCGACGGGCCUUGGCGGGUCGACGGCGGCGAGCCCUUCGUGCACCCGUCGGAGGUCGCGGACGGCAAGGCGCGCUUGGGGACGCUGAUGAAGUGGGACUCUGAGAGGGGCUUCGGCUUCAUCCGCCCGGAGGUCGAGGACAACGGCGCGGGGCGGGCCGAGGACGUCUUCUGCCACGCCUCUGCCCUGCUGGACGGCAAGGACAGCGUGCGGGAGGGCGACCAGGUGCGCUUCCAGGUCACCCAGGACGCCUCGCGGGGCAGGCUGGCGGCGGAGGUGGAGCUGGCCAGCACGUUCGCCGCCCGAGGCGGCCGCAGCCGCUCCCGGCGCGCCCGCCGCGGCGAGGGCCCCGAGGUGAGAUCAGGAGACUGGGAGUGCCCCAAAUGCGGCACGAAUGUGUUCGCCACCAAGGCGGAGUGUUUCAAGUGCGGAGAGCGCAAGCCCAACAUGAAGCGAGGGGAAUGGGCGUGCCCGAAGUGCGGCGCCAGCGUGUUUGCCUCCAGGGCCCAGUGCUUCAAGUGCAAAACGCUCAAGCCCGAUAUGAAGCCGGGGGACUGGGCGUGCCCGGCGUGCGGCGCCUGCGUAUACUCCAACAGGCUCGACUGCUUCAAGUGCGGAGUGCGGAAGCCCGACAAGCCCGACGAUGCAGGCAGCGUCGGCCCGCGUG